AUGUCCGGUAAAAAUGUGAAACUUUUGGUCGCUUUGAAGAACAUUGUAGAUAUCGUCAACAUUUGUGAUGAUGAGGAACAAUCCUCUGAACGGAGAUAUUGGGUAAAGCCCUUCCUUCAGAAUAGAGAGAUUCAUAGUCUGGAAAGUCAUCUUUUGAAAGAUAUACUGUGGGACUCAAAGGACUAUAAAAACUUUUGUCGUUUAAAUGUGGAAAGUUUCGAAGUUCUUCUUGGGCAGGUUCAUCAUAAAAUUAAGAAACAAAAUACAGUAAUGAGAACUUCAAUCAGUUCUCGUAUUCGUCUUGCCAUAACACUACGCUUUUUAGCCACUGGGGAUUCAUAUAGGUCGUUGGAGUAUCUGUCACGAGUUUCGCCCAAAACAAUAAGCAAAUUCGUACCAGAGGUUCUCGAAGCUAUUGUUGAAGCACUUAGACAUGAUCACCUUAAAACUCCUUCUACUCAGCAAGAGUGGAAAGCUGUUGCCGAAGGUUUUAAUAGUUUGUGGCAAUUCCCACACACUUUGGGUGCUAUAGACGGAAAGCAUAUCCGCAUCAAAAAUCCACAGCACGCAGGCUCCAACUUUUAUAAUUACAAAGGCACGGUCCUUUUAGCAGUAGUGGAUGCAAACAGCAAGUUUAUCUACAUUGAUGUGGGCGGCAAUGGAAGAGCAUCGGAUGUUGUUGUGUUGAAAAACAGCUCACUACAACAAGCCAUGAAUCAAGGAAAGUUGAAUUUUCCGGACGACGAAGCUUUACCAGGUCAAGUUGCAAAAACAUCGUACUUUUUCAUAGGUGACGACAUAUUCGGCUUGGAUCGCAACAUGAUGAAGGCGUAUAAUCGCAACAGAAAACUGACAACACCUGAAGAAAUAUUUAAUUAUAGGCUGAGUCGGGCUAGGAUGACAGUAGAAAUGGCAUUUGGAAGACUAGCAAACAGAUUCCGCAUUUUUCAUCGUCCAAUAGAAGUAGACUUGUUAACUACUGAUAAAAUAGUGCAGACUUGUUGCGUUUUACACAACUUUUUAACCAAAAGUUCAUUUGAUUUUCACGAUGAGCAUAAUCUACAACUUCCUCAAACAAUGACACCAUUACCAUCGCAAGAACAUGAUACGGUUCGAUUUGCAAAUCAAAUGAGGGAGAACGUAAAAAAGUACCUGAUCGAAGAAGGAGAUGUGCCUUUCCAAUGGCAGAAAAUUAAGAAACAAGUGGCCAAUCCUGUUUCAGUUACAAUUGAUUAA
Calliphora vicina (urban bluebottle blowfly) is the source of this 1236-nucleotide messenger RNA. RefSeq lists its product as uncharacterized. Bases 1 to 1236 code for a protein of 411 amino acids. The transcript has 4 exons. NCBI's taxonomy places the organism in Eukaryota, Metazoa, Arthropoda, Insecta, Diptera, Calliphoridae. The record is from RefSeq and is a predicted model, not a curated record.